GACAUCCGCACAUGCUCGAAUGUGCUGUUGUGUCCUCCAACGCCGGUGGUAGAACUAAGCAGAAUUCUUGUCAAGCUUGAUAAAAGAAUAAUUCAUAUUCACGACAGUUACCGGAAAUUAUAUCGAUAUAAAUUGCUGAAAUGGAAGAAUAUGCCCGCGAACCCUGCCCAUGGCGUAUUGUUGGUGACUGUGGUGGUGCAUUCACAAUGGGCAUCAUUGGUGGAGGUGUCUUCCAGGCUGUUAAGGGUUUCAGGAAUGCACCAAGUGGCUACAGACGACGAUUUGCUGGCAGCUUUCUUUCAGUGAGACAACGAGCACCCAUCAUUGGGGGGCAGUUUGCUGUGUGGGGAGGACUCUUCUCUACCAUUGACUGCUCUCUUGUUUACAUGAGACAGAAGGAAGAUCCUUGGAAUUCUAUCAUGUCGGGGGCUGCCACCGGUGGUAUUCUUUCUGCCAGAGCCGGUUUGGGAGCGAUGGCAGGGUCAGCCCUGCUGGGUGGCGUGUUGCUGGCCAUGAUAGAAGGCAUGGGCAUCAUGAUCACGCGCUUCACAUCGGAACAGUUCAAACCCGUCGGGCCUGGCGAGAUGAACGAUCCGGGCGUUCUGGGUCCGCCUCCUGCUCUUGGUGGCAUCUCCUCCGAACACAAUAGCUAUCAAUAGACCUUGUAUAUAUAUUCUUAGGAAUUUUUUUUAGAUGUCAC
Hyalella azteca is the source of this 700-nucleotide messenger RNA. Its product is annotated as mitochondrial import inner membrane translocase subunit Tim17-B. The record is from RefSeq and is a predicted model, not a curated record. The coding region runs from base 141 to 659 and encodes 172 amino acids. The transcript has 4 exons. NCBI's taxonomy places the organism in Eukaryota, Metazoa, Arthropoda, Malacostraca, Amphipoda, Hyalellidae. Gene Ontology annotation, biological process: protein import into mitochondrial matrix. Gene Ontology annotation, molecular function: transmembrane protein transporter activity. Gene Ontology annotation, cellular component: TIM23 mitochondrial import inner membrane translocase complex; mitochondrial inner membrane.